AUGCCCAGCGCCGAAGGUUUGUGGGAAGCAGACUCCGCUCAAAGCUGGUCUAAAGCAUUCGCUUCUCCUACCAUCACGAAGAGUGGAGUGGACGCAAUUCUGUCGGAGGAGUCUCUCCGACUAAGUGUGCGAAGUUCAUUCGGCAAGCUCUGGAGCAGUCAGAGCUCUCCUCAACCUGAGAAUCAACUAGGAGUCAUCAUCAUGAUACAUAUGCUGCUUCGCCGGAAAUGGGAUAUGGUACAGUAUUUCAGUGAAGCAGUACACCUCAAGAUUACCUACAGUCAUAAACUAGGCGGAAGAGAGGCGCAGCAGCAACAAUACCUAGGCUCCAUACCUGAGUACGCUGAGUGGAGGGACUAUACCUGCGACUGCCUGGACCUUCUUCAUUGGGACGCUAUUGGCUUCAUAUCACAGCAGUCCAUGUUUGAGAGUCCAUCAAUCCUACAUCUGCACCUUUCCCGCUUACUCAUACUGGCACCUGUCGAGGCCCUCCUGCGGUGCGCUCAGACAACCGCAGCUAGUACGUCCAUUGACAGCCUGCCUCAUUCGAUAUACGCAUCAUCCGAAGAUCGGACUACAUGGCAUACUACAAUUCUCUCCUGGGUUCGAGAGGACAUGUAUAAAGCCCGCCUAGCUGUUAUCCACGCUGGUGCUGUCCUUUGGCACGUUAGGCGAUUCUCCUCCCACCCCAUCGUGGAACCAUUCGCAGUCUUUCUGGCAGCGUUGACCCUCUGGGCUUUCGGAAACUUUGGUCCUCGACGUGAACAUACUUGCUCCAGCUUGACCUGCAGCCAACACACAGAGCGAUUUCCCUCGGGCGAGACUCCUUCGACUAUCGGCCCAUCUCCUUGCGUAGAUUCAUCCGACACAUCGUCACCGGCGACUGGCAACUCCAGCAUAAAUAUGAAUCAUUCACAAAACCGUCGUCCUGCAUCGACACGCUGCGAGGUAUCCUUGACAAAGCGUCGCAUGCCACGCAUGUUACAGCUCGAUCGCCCGCUAGACGAUGAGUUUGUGCAAUAUUUCAUCCGAUAUGGCGGUAAUACUCAGCUCUUUCUUGAAGGUGUCGAUGAUCUGUGCUCUGAGGAGGGUCCCGCCGAGAUUCUGCAAGAGGCAUCAAGGAUCUUGAUUGAGCAGCCCAUGUUUUGGACCAUAUCGGCGGGUUAUGCGGCUCAGCUGGACGUAAUCUCAGCCAACACUACAUGUAAUACUACUACCGAAGAUGUAAGGGAACUUCUUUCAUGA
Messenger RNA from Colletotrichum tamarilloi, 1245 nucleotides. RefSeq lists its product as uncharacterized. The transcript has a single exon. The record is from RefSeq and is a predicted model, not a curated record. NCBI's taxonomy places the organism in Eukaryota, Fungi, Ascomycota, Sordariomycetes, Glomerellales, Glomerellaceae. The coding region runs from base 1 to 1245 and encodes 414 amino acids.